UCCAUCAACUAUGACGCUGGGUUGUAAUUUUUAGAAUAUGAUUAUUCAAAGGUGGCAAAUUUGACGUUCUUUUUACCCGUGGUUUCCCACCGAUGUAAACAUUGCUUCGGUGGUGCCCGAAAGGAAUUCGUUGCACCGUUCAAUUGUCGUUUUCGCCACCAUGAAGACCAUCAUUACUUCACAAACCGUUGACAUCCCCAUGGGGGUUGACUGCCGAGUGAAAAGAAGGGUAUGCACUGUUAAGGGACCCCGUGGUAUGCUCACGCGUUCCUUCAAGGACAUGAAAAUUGACAUGAAGGCAAUCACUUCAAAGAAGGGUAAGAUUACUGUAAAUGUGGAGAAGUGGUACGGAAACCGCAAGGAGGUAGCUGCCGUGAGGACUGUUUGCAGUCACAUUAGUAACAUGGUUACUGGUGUCACAAGGGGCUACCAAUACAAAGAUGCGUGCUGUAUAUGCUCACUUCCCAUCAACUGCGUCAUCUCCAACAGCGGGAGCACUGUUGAAAUUAGGAACUUCUUGGGUGAGAAAUACAUCCGCAAAGUGAAUAUGGAGCCCGGUGUCAGCAUUGCAGCUUCUCCCAAGCAGAAGGACGAGUUCAUUGUGGAAGGCAAUGACAUUGAGAAGGUUUCCCUGUCUGGUAAGUGCUGUGUGACAUUACGUUUGAAUCUUGUCCAUUUAGUGUGCUUGAGGGUAAGAAUAAUUUUUUAAACA
This is a messenger RNA of Macrobrachium nipponense, 712 nucleotides long. RefSeq names its product large ribosomal subunit protein uL6-like. Gene Ontology annotation, biological process: cytoplasmic translation. The record is from RefSeq and is a predicted model, not a curated record. Gene Ontology annotation, molecular function: rRNA binding; structural constituent of ribosome. Gene Ontology annotation, cellular component: ribosome; cytosolic large ribosomal subunit. Bases 161 to 709 code for a protein of 182 amino acids. The transcript has 4 exons. NCBI's taxonomy places the organism in Eukaryota, Metazoa, Arthropoda, Malacostraca, Decapoda, Palaemonidae.